Messenger RNA from Syngnathus acus (greater pipefish), 1657 nucleotides. It is a transcript of the gene cenpl, whose product is annotated as centromere protein L. The record is from RefSeq and is a predicted model, not a curated record. The transcript has 5 exons. NCBI's taxonomy places the organism in Eukaryota, Metazoa, Chordata, Actinopteri, Syngnathiformes, Syngnathidae. Bases 65 to 1111 code for a protein of 348 amino acids.
AGAAGCGGGGCGCGGUGUUCAAAUUUGUUUACAGCGCACUUCUUUUUCGAUCCGAGUAGCAAAUAUGUUACCCUCGGUACAAAAAAGUGUGGCAAGAACCCCCAACGAAAAAAGGCGUAAAACUAGGAGCUACCGACUUUCCUACCAGAGCAUGACAGGACAUACCUCCAGUACGAGAGCACUGACGUCACUGCGGCUCAACACCAAGAGAACGCCAAAUCCUGACAAUAUCCUUGAUAAGGUGGACCCCAAACAGUUGGCCUCCCUGAUGGGCACAAAAUGGCAGCUGUCUUAUGUCACACCUCUCUACCGAUUCCGCUAUACCCAGCUGAAGAGUUACGCCAGGCAACUGUCUGCAUUUAUGGCUGCGGAGAGGCAGAAAGGUCUGGCAGUGGAGGAGGGAAGUACACAAAGCCUCAGGAUCACCUUCUCUGUGGUUCAUGGUCUGGCUGUAACGGAUGAUGAUGCUGAGACCAUCUUAAUACAGAUCUAUGAUAACUCCCUAUUUGCUGGGCAGGAUGACCAUCAGAAGACAGUAUGGAGAGGCUGGCUUGCUUGCGUCAAUGGCAACUCUGACUCCAUUAAAUCUCUUCCAAAAGAGUUCAUGUCUCUACCACUAUUUGGCAGCAGUGGGACGGAGACACUCACCGCCUUGGUCAAAUCCUGGUUCCAGAAGAACUUUGACUGCUGCUUUGGCUUGUUAGAGAUCAACCAAACCACCUUGGAAUGGUUGGUGGCAUUAUGGACCAACUGCCACAUGGACUCCAAUAUUAAGCAACUCAAAAUGAUUUGGACUCUUCCGUUUAAGCCGCCACUUCAGGUCACCUAUGCUGUACACCCCGAUGACGCUUGGGCGCUAUGGCGCAGUGUAAAAGUGGAUCAGGCCGACAAUGUUAUUGACAGAGAAGAUUCCAUAAACUUUAUAAAGGGCCUCAUGGGCCACUUUUAUCGAUUUUACUUGAUGGAUCUGUCAGCUGGGAACCUGAGCCAUGUGUCAACAGCGCUGGGCACAGCCGAAAGUAACGGCAGGAUCAAGUUUUCCAACAGCAAAUCCAUGAUCACCACUCUGACGCUGCUGACCGAGUGUGCCCUGCUCAAAAUGCCCUUUUAAAGACUGCACCAGAUCGUUGACCAUGUUAUUCAAGUCCACUGAAUUCACUUGACGGGGUCUUCUCAGUCUUGGGAUUGCAUAUUAUACAUUUUACCUGUAAAUGACAUGAUUGUAUAUUAGCAAUCUUUUCAUUUGCUGUCCUCCCAACGUGGAACAUUUGAACAUUUUCACCGCAGACGUUUGAAAGGAGGCCAAGAAAGCCUAUCCAUUUUGAUGAGGAAUGGAUAAAGGUGUGGGUACAUCGAUGUUGAGUUUGAAUCCUCAGCGGUGAGAGUCCACCCUCCUGACUCAUAAUGACGCCAUGUUUGUUCAUCCUUUAUACACCAAGAACUUGCUUGUUCACAAGAGUAUGAACAAUGCCCAUGCACAAAUGUUUUUUUAUCCUGCUAAUUAUGUGGUCGUUUUUGUAACUUUGCACAUAGUUGUAUAUUCAUGAGUAGCUGUUUUUUUUUUAUGCCCAGUAUAUCUGUAUUAAAGGCUAAAUGUUUUCUUUUAAAAGAUUGUUCAUCAACACUGAAUACAAUAAAUCGUAUUGCAACAUCUGGU